UGCUCGUCGUUCGUGCAUUGCAAUGUUACCUAUCGCAUGCCGCGCGCUUCGACGCACAAGCUGCCUAACCACGCCAUGGCGCUUCCCCAGCUCGCCGCAUCAGCGCGUCCAGCUUGCACUCGCUGGCGCACCUCGAAGCUCACAACUCGCUAUUCCUCUCCUCCGCUCGCCCCUCUCUCCCACCUCCAUCGCGCGAAGCUUCGAUUCGACUUGUCGCUGGGUCCUAUGAUACGAUCGCUCUCGUGCUGGACCCGAGCAAGACGUUCUGGACAAGGGAUCGAUCGCGCACCAUAUAAUGACGCUCUGCCAUCGCUAACUUUGUGCUUCCGAUCAGGUCCGAAUCCAGUUCACCGUCUUGUCUUCUCCUUCAGGAUCUCCACUCUUUGCGUGUCGCUAAUACUAGCAGCACGAGCGGCUGUUUACUCUCGCAAGUAAUCCACCUGUACUUUUAAUCGUCGUCAGCGUCUGCUUCAACAUCAGCAUGUAUUCGCAGCACGCAUACGGCCAGCAGCACAUGGGCAGCCAGCAGGGCUGGAGGACCAGGGACAUCGUGUUCACGGUGGCGGGCCUUGGGAUUGCCGCCACCAUCGCGACCGUCACCGUGGUGGGCGGUGGAGCCACGCUGCUCUUCUUCUCGCCCGUGCUGCUCUUCUUCUCGCCCAUCCUCGUGCCGCUGCUGCUGCUCGGAGGUGGAGCUCUGGCAUUGGCCACAGCAGCAGCAGCCACCGUAGGCACACUCGUGUGGGUGUGGAACUACUUCCGUGGGAAACAGCCGUACGGCUCUGACCAGGUGGACCGCCUCACUGGGGAUGUGAAGAGUGUCGCUGGUUACGUAUCCCACAAGGUGGCUGAUACUGCACGCUCCAUCGGCGAGACGGGCUAUGGCACGGCCAGGGACACCGCCGGACAGGCGUAUGGCACUGCGAUGGACACUGUAAGCGGCUCUGCUGGGCAGUUGUAUGGGGGAGUGAGGAGCACGGCUGCUCAGGCUGUGGGAGGUGGUGGUACGAAGCCCACUUCGGCUGCAGCUUAGAAGGAAAGACUUUGCAGUGGAGGGGGGUUGAGUUUGUGGGGGGAUGUGUAGGGUGAUGGGAGAAAUAGCGUAUAUUGUAAAUGGAAUGUACAUAAUUUUUUGCAUAUGAUGACCA
Closterium sp. NIES-67 is the source of this 1148-nucleotide messenger RNA. The record is from the annotation of a GenBank genome assembly. NCBI's taxonomy places the organism in Eukaryota, Viridiplantae, Streptophyta, Zygnematophyceae, Desmidiales, Closteriaceae.